Euleptes europaea (tarantolino) is the source of this 5662-nucleotide messenger RNA. It is a transcript of the gene TRPM7, whose product is annotated as transient receptor potential cation channel subfamily M member 7. The transcript has 40 exons. Gene Ontology annotation, cellular component: membrane. The record is from RefSeq and is a predicted model, not a curated record. Lineage: Eukaryota; Metazoa; Chordata; Lepidosauria; Squamata; Sphaerodactylidae. Gene Ontology annotation, molecular function: ATP binding; protein serine/threonine kinase activity; calcium channel activity. Bases 11 to 5662 code for a protein of 1883 amino acids. Gene Ontology annotation, biological process: calcium ion transport; monoatomic cation homeostasis; protein phosphorylation.
CCUGAGGAGAAUGUCCCAGAAAUCUUGGAUAGAAAAUACUUUUACCAAGCGGGAAUGUGUGUAUAUUAUACCAAGUUCAAAGGAUCCUCACAGAUGUCUCCCAGGAUGUCAGAUUUGUCAGCAACUUGUCAGGUGCUGCUGCGGCCGCUUGGUCCGGCAACACGCCUGCUUCACAGCGAGCCUUGCCAUGAAGUAUUCCGAUGUGAAACUGGGUGAAAACUUUAAUCAGGAACUGGAAGAGUGGUCGGUGGAAAAGCAUACAGAACAGAGCCCGACGGAUGCUUUUGGCGUCAUUAACUUCCAAGGGGGCUCUCAUUCUUACCGAGCCAAGUAUGUGCGGUUGUCCUAUGAUACAAAACCCGAAGCCAUCCUCCAGCUUAUGCUUAAAGAAUGGCAGAUGGAACUGCCCAAGCUUGUUAUUUCCGUUCACGGAGGGAUGCAGAAAUUCGAGCUUCACCCACGCAUCAAACAGUUGCUUGGCAAAGGCCUUAUUAAAGCCGCCGUGACAACAGGAGCGUGGAUUUUAACUGGAGGAGUGAAUACAGGUGUCGCAAAACAUGUCGGUGAUGCCCUCAAGGAACAUGCCUCUCGAUCAUCUCGAAAGAUUUGCACUAUUGGAAUACCUUCAUGGGGAGCAAUUGAAAACAGAAAUGACCUCGUUGGGAGAGAUGUGGUUGCCCCAUAUCAAACCCUGCUAAAUCCGUUGAGUAAACUAAACGUCCUAAACAACCUUCAUUCCCAUUUCAUCCUGGUGGACGAUGGAACAGUUGGAAAAUAUGGGGCAGAAGUUAAACUUCGAAGAGAACUGGAAAAAACUAUCAAUUUGCAAAGGAUCCAUGCAAGAAUUGGCCAGGGUGUCCCUGUGGUGGCACUCAUAUUUGAAGGUGGUCCCAACGUUAUCCUCACUGUUCUGGAGUACCUUCAGGAAAGUCCUCCUGUGCCGGUGGUGGUUUGCGAGGGGACGGGCAGAGCCGCAGACAUCCUGGCUUACGUCCAUAAGCAAACAGAAGAAGGAGGGAGUAUUCCUGAUGGGGCAGAACCUGAAAUAAUUUCAACCAUCAAAAAGACCUUUAAUUUUGGCCAGAGCGAGGCGGUUCACUUGUUCCAGACACUGCUGGAGUGCAUGAAGAAAAAAGAACUUAUCACCGUAUUCCAUAUUGGGUCUGAUGAGCAUCAAGAUAUCGAUGUUGCAAUCCUUACAGCGCUGCUAAAAGGCACAAACGCUUCCGCAUUUGACCAGCUUGUCCUUACCCUGGCAUGGGACAGAGUGGACAUUGCCAAAAAUCAUGUUUUUGUGUACGGGCAACAGUGGCUGGUUGGAUCUUUAGAGCAGGCUAUGUUAGAUGCCCUUGUGAUGGACCGAGUUGCCUUUGUGAAACUACUUAUUGAGAACGGAGUGAGCAUGCACAAAUUUCUUACAAUUCCCAGACUGGAAGAACUCUACAACACUAAACAAGGCCCAACUAAUCCAGCGCUGUUUCACCUUGUUCGAGAUGUUAAACAGGGAAACCUUCCUCCAGGUUACAAACUCACUUUGAUUGACGUGGGGCUCGUGAUUGAAUAUUUGAUGGGAGGAACCUACAGGUGCACCUAUACGAGAAAGCGCUUCAGAGUGGUAUACAACAGCCUCAGCGGCAGCAACCGGCGGUCUGGCCGAAACACUUCAAGCGGCACCCCUCAGUUACGUAAAAACCACGAACCUUUUGGUAACAGGGCAGAUAAAAAAGAGAAAAUGCGGCAUAACCACUUCAUCAAAACUGCGCAGCCUUACAAACCAAAGGGCGAUACCGUUGCAGAAGAAGGAAAAAAGAAAAGAACCAAAGAGGACAUAGUAGAUAUUGAUGACCCGGAAACGAGGCGCUUUCCUUAUCCUCUUAACGAGCUGCUGCUUUGGGCGGUGCUAAUGAAAAGGCAAAAAAUGGCCCUCUUCUUCUGGCAGCACGGGGAGGAGUCCAUGGCCAAAGCCUUAGUGGCCUGCAAGCUCUACCGUUCCAUGGCCUACGAAGCCAAACAAAGUGACCUUGUUGACGAUACCUCGGAAGAACUCAAGCAGUAUUGCGAUGAGUUUGGACAACUGGCAGUCGAGCUGUUAGAACAGUCGUUCCGGCAAGACGAAACCAUGGCUAUGAAGUUGCUAACUUAUGAGCUGAAAAACUGGAGUAAUUCCACCUGCCUUAAGCUAGCAGUGUCUUCACGGCUUCGCCCGUUCGUCGCUCACACGUGCACGCAAAUGUUGUUGUCUGACAUGUGGAUGGGAAGACUGAACAUGAGGAAGAAUUCAUGGUACAAGGUGAUACUGAGCAUCUUGGUUCCCCCUGCCAUACUAAUGCUGGAAUACAAAACCAAGGCGGAAAUGUCCCAUAUACCGCAGUCCCAAGAUGCGCACCAAAUGACCAUGGAAGACAGCGAGAACAACUUCCAGAACAUAGCAGAAGAGAUACCAAUGGAAGUGUUCAAAGAAGUAAAAGUCUUGGACAGUAGCGAUGGGAAGCUCGACAUGGAGACAGCAAUAAAGCCCAAGAGGCUUCCAGUUACUCGGAAGUUUUAUGCCUUUUAUCACGCGCCAAUAGUGAAGUUCUGGUUUAAUACGUUGGCCUACCUAGGAUUUUUGAUGCUUUAUACAUUUGUCGUCCUUGUGAGAAUGGAAGAGCUGCCUUCCAUUCAAGAGUGGAUUGUCAUCGCUUACAUUUUCACAUUGGCUAUUGAGAAGAUUCGUGAGAUUUUCAUGUCCGAGGCCGGGAAGGUUAGUCAGAAGAUAAAAGUAUGGUUUAACGAUUAUUUCAACGUCAGCGAUACGAUUGCCAUCAUCACUUUCUUCGUUGGUUUUACGCUAAGAUUUGGAGCGAAAGGGAACUUUAAUGAAGAUACCUAUUCGUUAAAUCAUGUUUUUGUUGCUGGAAGAAUAACUUACUGUCUGAAUAUAAUCUUCUGGUAUGUGAGGCUGCUGGAUUUCCUGGCUGUAAACCAACAGGCUGGCCCUUACGUCAUGAUGAUUGGGAAAAUGGUGGCCAACAUGUUUUACAUUGUAGUGAUCAUGGCCGUUGUCUUGCUCAGUUUUGGAGUCCCCAGGAAGGCAAUACUUUACCCUCACGAGGAACCAUCCUGGGUUCUAGCGAGAGAUAUCGUGUUUCAACCCUAUUGGAUGAUCUUUGGUGAAGUUUACGCUUAUGAAAUAGAUGUGUGCGCUAACAAUUCUGAAGUUAAAGAGCUCUGCGUGAUGGGAUCCUGGCUCACUCCGUUCCUUCAAUCGGUCUACCUCUUUGUCCAGUACAUAAUUAUGGUCAACCUCCUCAUUGCCUUUUUCAACAAUGUAUACUUGCAAGUGAAAGCGAUUUCCAAUAUUGUAUGGAAAUACCAGCGUUAUCAUUUCAUUAUGGCUUAUCAUGAGAAGCCUGUCCUGCCUCCGCCUCUUAUCAUUCUUAGUCACAUGGCUUCUCUGUGCUGUUGCAUGUGCAAGCGAAGGAAGACAGAUAAAACUUCAGACGGACCAAAACUGUUUUUAACAGAAGAGGAUCAGAAAAAGCUACACGAUUUUGAAGAGUUAUGUGUUGAGAUGUAUUUCAAUGAAAAAGAUGACAAGUUCCAUUCAGGGAGCGAAGAAAGAAUUAGAGUCACUUCUGAACGGGUGGAGCAAAUGUGCAUUCAGAUCAAGGAAGUUGGUGACCGAGUCAACUAUAUCAAGCGUUCCUUGCACUCCCUAGAUACGCAAAUUGGCCACUUACAGGACCUUUCGGCGCUCACGGUGGACACUUUGAAGACGCUGACAGCACAGAAGGCGUCAGAAGCUAGCAAGGUCCAUAAUGAGAUUACGCGGGAACUGAGUAUUUCCAAACAUUUGGCGCAGAACCUCAUUGAUGACGGUCCCCUGAGAUCUUCCAUGUGGAGGAAACACAGUAUCAGCAACGCAUUUGGCUCCUCUUUCCCCCAAGGAGGCCUUGAAAGUAACAGUGCUGUACUGUGCAACAUUUCUAUGCAAGAUGAAAGAGAUCCUGGACAGAAGAUGACUGAUCUCCCCAACAGGAAUGAAGUCAACGUUCCGGAGGCAGGUUCCUCUGGCAGUGCCUUAAUCCCAAGAGCUCUUUCUCCUCCAGAACUCCGUCAAAGGAUACAGGGUACAGACUUACCAAGGAGCGGUCAUAAAAGCAAGAAGGCGGGCAGUUCCUCGAAAAGCAUGCCACAUCUGACGACCCCGACAGCAAAAUUUUUCGUCAGCACUCCUUCUCAACCCAGUUGCAAAAGCCAGUUGGAAGCUGCAGCCAAGGACGAGGCGAAGGCCGCCGACACAGAUAACAUGGUUGAAUUUGGUGCCUUUGUGGGUCACAGAGACAGCAUGGAGCUACAGCGAUUUAAAGACACUGAGUUUAAGAGCAAAGAAAAAAAUGACACAAUUGAGGAGCAACAGGAAGAUUUCAAAAAAGCGAUUUUGGAAGGCAAGGAGACAACAAAGCACCAGGGCAGCAGCGGCACUGAAAGCAAUCUGAGACAGGUUAGUUCAUGUGGUGGCUUUACCGAAUAUCAUCGAAGCUUGAUAACCGGCCAUUCAGAGCAACAGCACAAUAAGAGCAGAAGGACAUCGGUUGAGGAUUCUCCUCAGUCAGAUUCCAAGGCAGCCUUACUCACGGAUUGGGUACAAGGCCGUCCUUCCUACAGCAAUCAGAGGUCUGAAGAAGAUGCACUGAAUGGUAUUGGUUCCCCUUUCAAACCCAUCAUGGAUACCACCUACUACUACUCAGCUGUUGAAAGAAAUAAUCUGAUGAGGUUGUCACAGAGCAUACCAUUCACCCCUGUGCCUCCAAGAGGAGAACCAGUCACUGUGUAUCGUCUCGAAGAAAGUUCUCCCAGCAUCUUGAACAAUAGCAUGUCUUCCUGGUCUCAACUGGGUCUUUGUGCCAAGAUUGAAUUCCUAAGCAAGGAGGAGAUGGGAGGAGGUUUGCGACGAGCCCUCAAAGUGGUCUGUACCUGGUCCGAGUACGAUAUCCUGAAGUCGGGCCAUCUUUAUAUCAUCAAAUCUUUUCUACCUGAAGUUAUCAAUACUUGGUCGAGCAUUUACAAAGAAGAGACAGUGUUACAUCUCUGUUUACGAGAAAUCCAGCAACAGAGGGCAGCGCAGAAGCUCACAUUUGCAUUCAAUCAGAUGAAGCCCAAGUCAAUUCCAUAUUCUCCAAGAUUCCUGGAAGUGUUCCUCUUAUACUGCCAUUCAGCCGGGCAGUGGUUUGCCGUUGAGGAGUGCAUGACGGGGGAGUUCAGGAAGUACAAUAACAACAACGGGGACGAGAUCAUCCCGACCAACACGCUGGAAGAGAUGAUGCUGGCUUUUAGCCACUGGACCUACGAAUACACUCGAGGGGAGUUGCUGGUCCUGGAUCUUCAAGGUGUUGGUGAAAAUUUGACAGACCCCUCUGUGAUAAAAGCUGGAGAAAAAAGGUCAAGCGAUAUGGUAUUUGGGCCUGCCAAUCUGGGAGAAGAUGCCAUAAAGAACUUCAGAGCAAAGCACCACUGCAAUUCAUGCUGCAGGAAGCUGAAACUCCCAGAUUUGAAGAGGAAUGAUUACACCCCUGACAAAAUCCUACUGCCUCAGGAUGAUUCUCCAGAACUGACCAUUCAGCCUGGGAGCUGCACCAAAGAAUCCGGCUCCGCGAGUUCAAGUCACCUGAUGCUGUAG